Heterobasidion irregulare TC 32-1 is the source of this 1873-nucleotide messenger RNA. It is a transcript of the gene cyp200, whose product is annotated as cytochrome P450 monooxygenase 2. The coding region runs from base 45 to 1568 and encodes 507 amino acids. The transcript has 8 exons. NCBI's taxonomy places the organism in Eukaryota, Fungi, Basidiomycota, Agaricomycetes, Russulales, Bondarzewiaceae. Gene Ontology annotation, molecular function: heme binding; monooxygenase activity; iron ion binding. The record is from RefSeq and is a predicted model, not a curated record.
UACCGUAUACUUGUGCCCCUGUAACUUACCUUGCUACUGCCAGCAUGGCCUACACUCCUGGAGUCAUCGACGCGCUCUUGGCCGUUGUCGCCGUGCUCGUUAUCAAGACCAUCGCUCAAAAGCGUUCUUCAUCACCUCUACCUCGAGGCCCCAGGGGAUGGCCGAUCAUAGGUAAUGUUCUGGACAUGCCCAAACGCUCAGCUUGGGAGGUGUUCAGCAACUGGGGAGACAAAUAUGGCAACCUGGUCUACGUCAGCGUGCUCGGCCAGCCUGUCAUCAUCAUCAACAGCGUCAAGGCUGCCGUUGAUCUCCUCGAGAAGAAGAGCAGUAGUUACUCGGACCGCCCGCAGUUCCAAAUGGCCCAUCUCACCGGCUGGGACGAGGUCCUCAUCUGCACGGAGUACGGCAACACUUGUCGCCUUCAGCGCAAGCUUCUCCACCGCGUCAUUGGCUCGCGCGUGCACAUGCAGAACUUCCACGGUCUCAUCGAGAACGAGGUUCACGCGUUCACGCAGCGCCUGAUGAAGAACCCUGAGGAUAAGACGGAGCUCAUCAAGCGGUCCACCACUGCGAUCUCCAUGCUGAUGGCAUAUGGCUAUGAAAUCAAGGAAGAGAAUGACCCUGUCGUAAAGCUCGCGGAGCAAUCUGUGGAGGACCUCGGUCAUCUCUUGGAAUCGGGCAAUUUCCUCGUCGAGAUCUUCCCUUGGCUGAAAUACGUUCCGGAAUGGUUCCCUGGUGCAGGUUUCCAGAAGACCGUCAAGGAAUGGAAGACCACGCUCGACACUAUUCAGAGAACGCCGUUCGAAUUCACGAAAGCUCAAGUCGCUGCCGGCACCGCCAUUCCCUCUGUUGUGUCUGAGUACCUCGACAAGGAUGGUGGUUCCUCUGAAGACGAAGUCGCUGUCAUGCGCACGGCUGCUAACAUCUACGGCGCUGGCUCCGAUACCACUACAUCGGCCAUCUCAACCUUCUUCCUUGCGAUGACUCUCUUCCCUGAUAUUCAAAAGCGUGCACAGGCUGAGGUCGACAGCGUUCUUGGUACUGGCCGCCUCCCUACUCUCCGUGACCGCGACAACCUGCCCUACAUUGAUGCUGUCGUGAAGGAAUUGCUCCGCUGGCGGCCGAUCUUCCCUCUCGCCGUCGCACAUCGUCUGUCUGGGCCCAGCGAUGACGUUUACGAUGGGCUCUUGAUCCCCAAGGGCGCAGUCAUCAUCCCAAAUACAUGGCGAUUCAUGCGUGACCCUGAAGUUUACAAGAACCCCCUUGAAUUUAAUCCACUGCGGUUCCUGCCCGAGGAUGGCUCAGAGCCCGAGCUCAGCCCGUACGGAUUCGUGUUCGGGUACGGGCGCCGCAUCUGCCCCGGCGUCCACAUGGCCGACGCCGUGCUCUUCAACAUGUGCUCCAUGGUUCUCUCGCUUUUCAACAUUUCCAAGGCUGUCGACUCUAACGGCGUCCCGAUCGAGCCUUCCACCGAUUACGAAGGCGAGGCGACGCGCCGGCCGAUGGAGUUCCCAUGCAUCAUCAAAGCGAGAUCGAAGACCGCGGAGCAGCUCAUCCUGGGGAGUUAAGCCGGUCUAUACGAGAGGCAUGUUGCAUUCAGGCUUUGGUCGUUGUUUUUCCUUUCCUUCAUUGUUACUUUUUCUCUCUCACUCGCAUUGUCAUCGUUUUCUGUACGCAUCACUCGUUCGUUGUCUUUAAAUUUUCGUAAUUUAGCUCACUCAACCUCGGACUGCGCGUGAAAACAUCAUUGUAUUAUUUGACACACGUCGCGUAGGGCUGUUGACUGAUAGAAUUGACAAGGUCCCUACAUGACAUUCCGUUGAGCGCGGUCAUGUGGCAUCGUCGGAGGUUCUGGUUAUGAUCCUCCCAAUUU